AUGGAGAAACAUGAGGAAUCGGUCACCGAGGUGACGGAUCCCAAAGAACCUGGCUUUAGUACUGAAGGUCUACAAGAUCAUACCACAGCAUUUAACUUAUCGCUCCGAGCCGUCAAUCCAGUGGAUGUGUGUGUGAACGACUUGUCGUUGGAGGUCGACACGACGCCUCCGAUAUGGGAAACGCCCCCAUCGCAACUAUGGCAGCGACUACGUGGACAAAAGUCGGAUUUCCAGACCCGCAAGACGGUCCUCGAUGGCGUCAGCGCGGCCAUGCCCAGUGGCAGUCUAACAGCCAUCAUCGGGAGCAGCGGGUCCGGAAAGACGUCGCUGCUCAACCUCAUGGCUGGCCGGAUGAGCUUGACCAAGGCCCAGUUGUCAGGGACAACAACCUUCAAUGGCGUUGCGGGCUCUGAGCACAUUCGCACCGCGUACGUCAUGCAGGAGGAUGUACUGAUCCCUACGCUGACGGUUCGCGAGACUCUGCGGUACUCUGCGGAUCUGCGACUCCCGCCGCCGGCGACACAGGCGGAGCGCCGCGAAAUCGUCGAGCAGGUGAUCUUGGAGCUAGGGUUGAAGGAAUGUGCUGAUACACGCAUCGGGACGAGUACGCACAAGGGUUGCAGCGGGGGCGAGAAACGACGGGCCAGUAUCGGCGUGCAGAUGCUGGCGAACCCCUCGGUGCUGUAUUGCGAUGAGCCCACGACAGGGCUGGAUGCGACGAGUGCAUUCCAGAUUAUUCGCACCCUGAAACGGCUCGCAGAGGAUGGUAGAACUGUUAUUGUCUCGAUCCAUGCCCCUCGCUCCGAGAUAUGGAGUCUGUUUGACAACGUGAUUCUCCUGGCGCGUGGGUCGGUGCUCUACAGUGGGCCGGUACGGGACUCUCUGUCCUACUUUGAGACAUGUGGCCAUGUCCUGCCGCCAUUUGUCAAUCCCGCGGAGUUCCUGAUUGACCUUGCAGCGAUCGACAAUCGGGCGGAAGCGCUUGAGGCAGCAUCAACCGCCAGAGUUGAGCUUCUCAAAGCAGCGUGGAAAUCCAAACGUAGCGAAGAGAAGCAGCCCGGGCAAAAUCCAGACGAAAGAAUGGCCAUCACGCCAGGUCCAGUUGCUCCUAUCAGUACUGCUGUGUCCUUUGGCCAGCAAUUCCGCGUUCUGACUUCUCGCACUUUUACAACCACGAUCCGAGACCCCCUGGGCAUGGCUGGGAGUCUUCUGGAGGCUGUAGGAAUGGCGGUCAUCAACGGCUGGAUCUUUCUGCAGCUCGACGAAAGCCAGGCCGGUAUACGAUCACGGCAGGGUAGUCUGUAUACGGCCAGCAGCCUCAAUGGAUACCUAAUCCUUCUAUAUGAGACCUAUCGGCUGACGAUUGACAUCCGCCUCUUCGAUCGCGAGAGGAACGAGGGAGUGGUGAGCGUACCGGCUUUUCUUCUAAGCAGGCGAGCCGCUCGCCUCCCACUUGAGGAUUUGCCCGUGCCAGUCAUUUUUGCCCUGAUAUACUACUUCAUGGUCGGAUACCGGCUCAGCGUGGGCCAAUUCUUCAUCUUUCUCACCCUGACAAUCCUCACUCACUACAUCGCUGUGACCUUUGCGGCCGUCUCGAUCGGCGUGGCCCGAAGCUUCCCCGGCGCGAGUCUCGUAGGCAACCUCUCCUUUACGCUGCAGUCCUUUGCGUGUGGCUAUUUUGUCCAGUCGAAUCAGAUCCCCGUGUACGUGCGGUGGUUGAAAUGGGUGGCGUAUACAUUCUACAUCUUCGGAGCCCUGUGCGCCAACGAAUUCAUCGGACCUGACGGACCGCCGGAGGGUCAAUUCUAUGAUUGUCCGUUUUCAAAGGAUCCCCUGGAUCCGGCAUGCACGCAGUACACGGGUCGGUAUAUCAUGGAGAAUCUGGGGUUCCCAUCGACCUGGAUCUGGCGGCCGAUUGUGAUUCUUGUGGCAUUUGCUGUUGGUCAUUAUCUGCUAGCUGGCGUGCUUUUGCAGUAUAACCGCUUUGCGAUGGACAUCGCACAGGCGCGGAAAACAGAUAUAGAUCUAUCGUCAGGGAAGGAGAAGACUGCCGAGCGUCGUGUCGAGGAGGCCCGUCCGGUCACCAUCACGCUGGACAAAUAUGCUCUGGAGAUCCGUAAGCGUCAGAUAUUCCAACGGAGGGCGCGAACACUGCCAAUCCUCAAACCGAUCAGUGCGGAUUUCCAGCCCGGCAAGCUGAACGUCAUCAUGGGCCCGUCAGGUAGUGGGAAGACAUCCCUGCUCAACUCGGUUGCGCGGCGACUAAGGGGGUCUUUGGGAACACAGUACCGGUUGCAAGGCGACAUGCUAUAUAACGGGGGCGUCCCCUCGGCAGGCGUGAUCCGCUCGGUAACGUCCUUUGUGACGCAGGACGACGACGCCCUAAUGCCCUCGCUAACGGUGCGCGAAAGCCUUCGAUUCGCCGCGGGCCUACGACUGCCGCAAUGGAUGACGCGGGAGCAGAAGAAUCAACGUGCGGAGGAGAUUCUCCUCAAGAUGGGUUUGAAAGAGUGCGCGGACAACCUGAUCGGCAGCGAGCUGAUCAAGGGCAUUAGCGGGGGCGAAAAGAGACGUGUCACCAUCGCCAUCCAGAUCUUGACAGACCCCAAAGUGCUCCUGCUGGACGAGCCCACCAGCGGGCUGGAUGCGUUCACGGCGACGUCGAUCAUCGAAGUGCUCAAAGCGCUGGCGGCCGAGGGCCGGACCUUGAUCAUGACGAUCCACCAGUCCCGAUCAGAUCUGUUCCAGCACUUCUCGAGCGUUCUGCUCCUGGCUAGAGGCGGGUACCCCGUAUACGCCGGGGAAGGGGAGAAGAUGCUCCCUUACUUCCGAUUACUGGGGUACGAGUGUCCGCAGACCACCAACCCAGCGGACUUUGUUCUGGACCUUAUCACGGUCGACCUGCAGCAGGAGGACCGGGAGGCGCUGACGCGCGAGCGAGUGCAAAAGCUGAUUGCCAGCUGGGACGAUCAGGGACCGGAGCUGGGCCGCCGCCCGUCGCAGAUCGCGACGCCAGCGGAACUGGGCAGCCUGAAGCGGCAGAUGCUUCCGUUUCGCAUCACGUAUCCGCUGGUGCUGCAUCGGGCGGCAAUCAACUUCUGGCGCCAGCCGCCGCUGGUGAUGGCGCGGUCGAUGCAGGUGGUGGGGAUCGCGAUCAUCAUGGCGCUGUUCUUUGCGCCGCUGAAGAACGACUAUGCAGCGGUGCAGUCGCGCAUGGGAUUUAUCCAGGAAUUUGCCGCGCUGUACUUUGUUGGAAUGCUACAAAACAUCGCCAUCUACCCGAACGAACGGGACGUGUUCUACCGCGAAGAAGCGGACAACUGCUACUCCGCGGAGACAUUCAUCCUGCAGUACACUACGCUGGAGGUGCCGUUUGAAGCCAUCUCGUCUCUCAUUUUCGGGGUGCUCGCGGCGUACGCGGACAACCUGGACCGCAGCGCCAAGAUGUUCCUGAUCAGCGCGUUCAACUGCUUCUGCAUCAUCAACUGCGGCGAGUCUGUGGGGAUCAUGUUCUGCACGGUCUUCUCACACGUCGGAUUCGCAGUCAACAUCACGUCGAUCCUGCUCUCCAUCUCGACCAUCCUCGGCGGCGUGAUGAGCCUGAACGUCAACGAGGUUCUACAGGCCAUCAACCACCUGUCCCCGAUCAAGUACGCGAUCGCUAACCUGGCGCCGUACGCGCUCCACGGGCAGGAGUUCACGUGCACGGCGGCGCAGCGGCUCGCGGACGGUACCUGUCCAAUCCAGAACGGGCAGCAGGUCCUGCAACUCUAUAAUCUGGACAAGAACGCGGCGAUGAAUGUGAUGGCGCUCGGGGUAUGCACCAUCAUCUACCGCGUGGUGGCGUACUUGAUGCUCAAGGUGCUGCGGGAGGGGUUCUGGCGUCGCCUGCGGUGA
Aspergillus clavatus NRRL 1 is the source of this 3897-nucleotide messenger RNA. Its product is annotated as putative ABC efflux transporter. The record is from RefSeq and is a predicted model, not a curated record. The transcript has 2 exons. Gene Ontology annotation, molecular function: ATP binding; ATP hydrolysis activity; ABC-type transporter activity. Gene Ontology annotation, cellular component: membrane. Bases 1 to 3897 code for a protein of 1298 amino acids. Lineage: Eukaryota; Fungi; Ascomycota; Eurotiomycetes; Eurotiales; Aspergillaceae.